Acinonyx jubatus (cheetah) is the source of this 2920-nucleotide messenger RNA. RefSeq names its product semaphorin 3B (gene SEMA3B). Gene Ontology annotation, biological process: negative chemotaxis; neural crest cell migration; axon guidance. Lineage: Eukaryota; Metazoa; Chordata; Mammalia; Carnivora; Felidae. Gene Ontology annotation, molecular function: semaphorin receptor binding; chemorepellent activity. The record is from RefSeq and is a predicted model, not a curated record. The coding region runs from base 232 to 2478 and encodes 748 amino acids. The transcript is spliced from 18 exons.
AGGGCAGGGGCGGAGCGGGUGGGGGCAGGGCCACAACCAGAGGCCCAGGGUUCCUGGCAGCCCCUCCCUCGGCCCCUCCACCUCAGCACUGACAUGGCCCUCAGAAGGGAAGGGGAACAGGCAAGGAGGGGAAGAACUGAUCUUUCCAAAAAGAUCCUGGGGCAGAGUCCAGGGCGGCUCAAGGCUCCUCCACACACGCCUGCUGAACCCUGAGCACCCUGAGCUGCCCGGAUGGGGCAGGCUGCGGCCGCCGCCAUGAUCCCAGGCCUGGCCCUGCUCUGGGCAGCAGUGCUGGGGGGUGCUGCCCCCAGCCCUCCCCGCCUUCGGCUCUCCUUCCAAGAGCUCCAGGCCCAGCACGGUCUCCGGACCUUCAGGCUGGAGAGGACCUGCUGCUAUGAAGCUCUGCUGGUGGACGAGGAGAGAGGACGCCUGUUUGUGGGUGCCGAGAACCGCGUGGCCUCCCUCAGCCUGGACGACAUCAGCAAGCGGGCCAAGAAGCUGGCCUGGCCGGCCCCUGUGGAAUGGCGAGAGGAGUGCAACUGGGCAGGGAAGGACAUUGGUACCGAGUGCAUGAACUUCGUGAAGUUGCUGCAUGCCUACAACCGCACCCACUUGCUGGCCUGUGGCACAGGGGCCUUCCACCCAACCUGUGCAUUUGUGGAGGUGGGCCACCGGCUGGAGGAGCCCACGCUCCGGCUAGACCUUCGAAGGCUGGAGGACGGCAAGGGCAAGAGUCCUUAUGACCCCAGGCAUCGGGCUGCCUCCGUGCUGGUGGGGAAAGAACUGUACUCAGGGGUGGCCGCAGACCUCAUGGGCCGGGACUUCACCAUCUUCCGCAGCCUGGGCCAGCGUCCAAGUCUGCGAACAGAACCACACGAUUCUCGCUGGCUCAACGAGCCCAAGUUCGUCAAGGUCUUUUGGAUCCCAGAGAGCGAGAAUCCUGAUGAUGAUAAGAUCUACUUCUUCUUCCGUGAGUCAGCAGUGGAGGCUUCGCCAUCACUGGGACGCCAGACUGUGUCCCGGGUUGGCCAGAUCUGUCGGAAUGACGUGGGAGGCCAGCGAAGCCUUGUCAACAAGUGGACCACGUUCCUGAAGGCGCGUCUGGUGUGCUCAGUGCCAGGUGUCGAGGGUGACACACACUUCGACCACCUCCAGGACAUGUUCCUGCUGUCCUUGAGGGACCGCUGGAGCCCACUGCUCUACGCUGUCUUCUCCACAUCGAGCACCAUCUUCCAGGGCUCUGCAGUGUGUGUGUACAGCAUGAACGACGUGCGCCGGGCCUUCCUGGGGCCCUUUGCACACAAGGAAGGGCCCAUGCACCAGUGGGUGUCCUACCAGGGCCGUGUCCCCUACCCCCGGCCUGGCAUGUGUCCCAGCAAGACCUUUGGCACCUUCAGUUCUACCAAGGACUUUCCUGAUGACGUCAUUCAAUUUGCCCGGAACCACCCCCUCAUGUACAAUUCGGUCCUGCCCAUGGGUGGUCGCCCUCUCUUCAUACAAGUGGAUGCCGGGUACACCUUCACCCAGAUCACUGCAGACCGUGUAGCAGCUGCUGACGGACACUACGACGUCCUCUUCAUUGGCACAGACGCUGGCACAGUGCUGAAGGUGAUCUCCGUCCCCAAGGGCAGCCAGCCUAACGGGGAGGGGCUGCUCUUGGAGGAGCUGCACGUUUUUGAGGAUUCAUCUGCUAUCACCAGCAUGCAAAUCUCUUCCAAGAGGCACCAGCUGUACAUAGCUUCGCGGAGCGCGGUCGCCCAGAUCCCGUUGCACCUCUGUGCUGCCCACGGCCGCGCCUGUGCGGAAUGCUGCCUUGCGCGAGACCCUUACUGCGCCUGGGACGGGGCCGCGUGCACGCGCUUUCAGCCCAGCGCUAAAAGGCGGUUCCGGCGGCAAGACGUGAGGAAUGGCGACCCCAGCACGCUGUGCUCCGGCGACUCCUCUCAUCCCGCACUGCUGGAGCGGAAGGUGUUCGGUGUGGAGGGCGGAAGCGCCUUCCUGGAGUGUGAGCCCCGCUCGCUGCAGGCGCGCGUGGAAUGGACCUUCCAGCGCGCAGGGGAGGCGACCCACACCCAGGUAGCUAUGGAGGAGCGCGCGGAGCGCCUUACGGGGGGACUGCUGCUGCGCGGACUGAGGCGCGGGGAUUCUGGCGUGUACCAGUGCGCAGCUGUGGAGCAGGGCUUUUCGCAGUCGCUGCGUCGCCUGGUGCUACACGUGCUGAGUGCUGCGCAGGCCGAAAGGCUGGCCCGGACCGAGGAGGCCGUGCCCGUAGCCCCUCCAGGCCCCAGGCUCUGGUACCGGGACUUCCUGCAGCUGGUGGAGCCGGGCGGCGGUGGCGCGAGUUCCCUGCGAAUGUGUCGUCUGCAGCCUGAGUCGCGCCCACCGCCUCCCGAGUCACGGAGGAAGGGCCGAAACCGGCGAAGGCACGCCCCAGAGCCGCGUGCUGAGCGGGGGCCGCGCAGCGCAGCGCACUGGUGAUUCGGCAGUCCACGCCGGGUACAGGGAAGGAGGCUACAGGCAGGACAUGGGGAGGACAGACCGUGGAGGACGCACAGCUAGGGGGCCUGGCACAUUGGUCCCUGGUUGAUGGAGACACCGACCUACAGGCCCUGGCUGAGGGGCAGCCUCCCCGGCUUAUUUAUUAACAGAGGAUAACCCUUGAAUGUAGCCCUGGGAGGGACUGCCCAGGCGGGGCACAGGGGCCGGCUGGUCGGGAGGAGGGAGAUAAGCAAGGCUCCAGAGCAACGACCUGGGCAGAGGAGGUGCCCGGAGUGCCCACCCCGGGAUAAAGACCUCCUCCUUGGAGAAUGAGCAGAAAGCUGUGAACAGGCUGAACUGGUGGGGCGGGAGUGGGACAGGCCGACUGUACUAAUGCAAUAAACAUAUUAUGAGCCGAAGCUGGAAUGGCCCCAGCUGACAA